AUGUCAACAAAGACAAUUACCAUAAUAGAAGAUGGAGGUGUCUAUGACAUUAGCAACAACGAGGAAUUUAAGGAUUUGUUGGAAGCCCUAGAAACCAAGUAUCUGGAAAAUGUUCAAAACAAACGACGGGUGGUUGGCUUUGCAUCACUUGUGGAUGGUGGAUCCUACACCGCAGCUCCUGUUGCAGAAAGUCAUGUUGUUCUGAGCAAUGGUAUUCAAGACGGUUCCGAUAGUGGUGGAUCAUCUAGUAGUAAUACCAACAUGAGGAGAAACGACAAGUCGACCCCCGUAGCAAGCAUUUUGUGGCCAUCGUCGAACUCGCGAGGGAGCCAAAGCAACAAUGAUGCAAAUUUAAGGAGUGCAAUCAUGGAUCUCGAUCGGCGAUUGAAAAAGAAGCAACCAGACGCCGUAAAUCGAUACAUUAACAAAGGAAAUGAGUUUGUGACACAAAGCAAAUAUGAUGAGGCCAUGGACUCGUAUCAAAAAGCCCUCAAGGCCAAAGUUGAGACAUCUGGAAGUCAACAAUUGACUGCUGUGAUCAAGAGCAACAUGGGACUGGUCCUGAAAGAGCAGGGUUUGCAUGGGGAAGCUCUACAGAUUUACGAAGAGACCCUUGCCAUUCGACGAGAGGUCUUUGGUGAUCUCCAUGAAGAUGUCGCGAGUGCUUAUGGAAACAUUGGGGGUGUGUUUGAAGCUCUAGGCAAAUUGGAGGAAGCGUACGAAAUGCAUUCCAAUGCCUUGUCGAUCCAAUUGAAGGUUCUAGGAAACAACCACCCAAAAGUUGCCGACACGGUAUUUCACAUGGCAAAUGUCUUGGAUGAUCAAGGCGAAUACGAAGAGGCAGCCAAGGUGUAUCGCAAGGCCCUUGAAAUUCGAGUAGACAACUUGGGAAGCCAUCAUCCGGAAGUAGCUGAUACAUACUUCAAUCUUGCAAUUGCCUACGAGAAGCAAGGCCGCAACGAAGAAGCCAUGAGGGCCUAUCGAAAUGCCUUGUCGAUUCAAGUUGAGACGUUUGGAAAGGACCACCUAGAUGUUGCAGAAACGUAUGGAAAUAUGGGCAAUUGUUUGUCUGAUCAAGCAAGAUUUGAGGAAGCCGAAAAGAUGUACCGAAAGGCAUUGAAGAUUCAGAAAGGAGCACAACAUGGGGAUCGAGGCCCGGCUAUGGCAAGCUUAUACAGCAAGCUAGGCACUGCGUUGGCAAAACAACGCAAAGAUGAUGAAGCCAUGAACAUGUAUCAGUCGGCUCACUCCAUUCAAUUGGAGGCCUACGGGAUGGAGAGCCCAGACCUGGCUGACACGUGUAACGGUAUGGGGACUAUAUUGUAUCACCAAAAGAAGUACAACGAAGCCAUGGAAAUGCAUCAAACUGCACUGACAAUUCGGUUAAAGGUCUACGGAAAUAUGCAUGCCGACAUUGCUACUUCACUGAGUAAUAUGGGGCUUGUCUUGGAAGGUCAGGGUGAAAAGGAAAAAGCAAUGAAAGCAUACGAGAAGGCGCUAAGCAUUAGAUUGGAGGUCCUCGGAAAGCUUCAUCCAAAAACUGCAAACCUGUACUUUAACAUGGGUCUUGUGCUAGAUGGUCAGGGCAAAUAUGAAGACGCCAUAAAGGCUUAUGAAAAUGCUCUUCAGAUUCGAUUGGAGGUCCUCGGAAAUCGUCACCCAGAAGUAUCAACGACCUACAGUAAUAUGGCAGCCGUGCUCGAGGAUCUUGGGAAGUUUGAUGAAGCAAUUAAACUGUAUCAGGAUGUACUAUCAAUCCGUCUCGAAACCCUUGGUACUCGGCAUCCCAAGAUCGCGAAUACAUUCUUCAAUCUUGGCAGCGUCCUCGAUCGUCAAGGCAAGCAAUCGGAAGCACUAAAGGUUUAUGAAGAGGCACUAUCGAUUCGUCAAGAAGUCUAUGGAGAUCGUCAUCCGAAGGUUGCCGAUACGCUAAACAACAUGGCAGUAGCGAAUGAAGACCUUGGCAACUAUGACAAAUCAAUCGAGAUGCACCAGACUGUGAUUUCCAUUCGAGAGGAAGCUUUUGGAAAGAAUCACCCAGACGUAGCCCAUUCCUACACAAACGUCGCUCAAGUCUUGGAAAGCCAAGACAAACUAGACGAAGCCAUCAAAAUGUACCGAAAGGCUCUUGAGAUUCAAGUUGUGACUUUUGGCAAGGAUCAUCCAGACGUUGCAGCAACAAGCACAAGUAUCGAAGUUCUAUUAGAGACCCAGAAAAAGACUGAGCAGGCCAUGAAGCAAUAG
Cylindrotheca closterium is the source of this 2244-nucleotide messenger RNA. The record is from the annotation of a GenBank genome assembly. NCBI's taxonomy places the organism in Eukaryota, Bacillariophyta, Bacillariophyceae, Bacillariales, Bacillariaceae.